GUAAUUGACUACCUCAGCCCGCUCGGCACUUUCCGACAACGGAAGAGGCUCGCGAGACGCAGCCGAAGCGGCCUCGAACGCUGCUGGCACCGUGUCACGUUUUUUUUUGUUUGUUUUUCCGGAAAUUGACAAAAGGACCCUAAGGCUCAAACCUCGCGUUUUAAUUAGUCGGGGGCAGCCGCCCAUCAACCCCCCCACACCUGAGGUAGUGGCAGGGAGCGAGAGGGCGCACCGCAGCCCCGAAACCUCGCCCUGGCCCCUUUCCCCCUCCGCCCGAGCAGGAGGAAGUGAAAACUACACAGAUUUUGGCAYCAGCGCGACACAUCGCGGGGCCCCGGCGGAGGGAAGCGAACUUCGCCGCAGCCCGCUCCGCUCUACCCUCACCGCCGGCAUCGGGCGCGCCCGCCCGYUCCGCCGCUCUGUUCUGUUCUCCUCCUCUCCUCAUCCCCUCCCUCCCUCCUUUUUUCUCUCUCCGGCGGCCCUGCACGCACCGCGACAAAAGUAAAAGCUCUGCAAGUCUGCAAUAAAAAUGGCCUCCAAUAAAACUACAUUGCACAAAAUGGGAAAGAAACAGAAUGGCAAAGGUAAAAAAGUUGAAGAGGCAGAGCCAGAAGAAUUUGUUGUGGAGAAAGUCCUGGACAGACGUGUUGUAAAUGGAAAGGUGGAAUACUACUUGAAGUGGAAAGGAUUUACAGAUGCUGACAACACAUGGGAACCUGAAGAGAACUUAGAUUGUCCAGAGCUGAUUGAAGCUUUUCUGAACUCUCAGAAAGCUGGUAAAGAAAAAACAGAUGGUGCCAAAAGAAAAUCUUUGUCAGAUAGCGAAUCUGAUGAUAGUAAAUCAAAGAAAAAGCGUGAUUCCGUUGACAAACCAAGAGGGUUUGCAAGGGGUCUUGAUCCUGAGAGGAUAAUUGGGGCUACGGAUAGCAGUGGAGAGCUUAUGUUCCUCAUGAAGUGGAAAGACUCUGAUGAGGCAGAUCUGGUGCUGGCCAAAGAAGCUAAUGUGAAGUGUCCUCAGAUCGUAAUCGCUUUUUAUGAAGAACGGCUAACUUGGCAUUCAUGCCCAGAAGAUGAAGCACAAUAAUUGUUUGCAUUGCUUUUUUUAUAUAUAAAAAUAUUAAAACCCAAAAUUUGUUUUAAUAGCAAUGUGAGAAGCAUACAUUCUAACGAGUUUUAAAUUUGAUAUUUUUUUGAAGUAGUAUGUUUUGCAUCAGCAGCAAGUAAAUAAAAGCUUUCUGCWACUUGUUUCAUUUAUCACAAGAGAGCAUUUGAUACUACUACUUCCUCCAUAUUAGCUAAAAGCUUUUAUAAAACAUUGAUGAGCUUCCAUAGUUAUUACAGAAUCAUAAUGAAUGUCUAAACAAACUCACAGAUGUUUUGUAGUCUUCUAUACUAUUGAUGUGCAUGUAUCUUCUUUACCCAAACCUAGCCCUUUAAACCUGUAGGGUCAUUCUUUUUAGUAUUUGGAAUCACUUGGUCUUAAAAAGACCAGGUGAAAACUAACUUUGUAGUAAUUUGAAUGUUAUCAGACUGUAUAUUGUUUACUUUAUUGUAAAUACUGGUGAACAGUGGUCAAUAAAAUAGUUUUAUAUUCUUCCUUUA
Molecule: messenger RNA, 1602 nt
Organism: Malurus melanocephalus (red-backed fairy wren)
Lineage: Eukaryota; Metazoa; Chordata; Aves; Passeriformes; Maluridae
Gene: CBX3
Product: chromobox 3
Exons: 6
Coding region: 530-1084 (184 amino acids)
Biological process (GO): chromatin organization; negative regulation of transcription by RNA polymerase II
Cellular component (GO): nucleus; pericentric heterochromatin
Molecular function (GO): chromatin binding
Source: RefSeq, a predicted model, not a curated record